AUGGAAGACCCCUCAGGCUCUGGUGGUUGGCGCUUUGCUCAGUGUUUCGGUGACAAGGGCGAGGUCGAGGACAUCACUGAGGCCGACAUCAUAUCCACCGUGGAGUUCGAUUCAACAGGAAACUAUCUCGCCACUGGAGACAAGGGUGGACGUGUCGUUCUAUUUGAACGCAAUGAAAUGAAAAAAGGAUGCGAGUAUAAAUUCUAUACUGAAUUCCAAUCGCACGAACCAGAAUUCGACUACCUCAAAUCACUUGAAAUUGAAGAGAAGAUUAACAAGAUCAAAUGGUGCAAACGACAGAAUUCGGCGCAUUUUCUAUUAUCAACAAACGAUAAAACGAUCAAGCUCUGGAAAGUGUUCGAGAAAUCAUUGCGGGUGGUAUCUGAAUCGAAUCAUUUCGAUGGCCAGCAACCCAUAGCUGCCCCUUCUAGCACAAGCCACUUGCGACUCCCUCGGAUGACACAACAAGACAAUAUCAUCGCUGCUGUUCCUCGAAAAGUCUACUCUAACGCACAUGCUUACCACAUCCAUUCCAUCUCAGUCAACUCUGAUCAAGAGACAUACAUUUCGGCGGACGAUUUGAGAAUCAACCUCUGGAACUUAAAUACCAGCGACCAGAGUUUUAACAUUGUCGACAUCAAACCUGUGAAUAUGGAGGAACUAACAGAAGUUAUCACCGCAACUGAGUUCCAUCCAACCCAAUGCAAUCUAUUCAUGUAUUCAAGCUCAAAAAGCAACAUCAAGCUCGCAGAUAUGCGGGAUUCUGCUCUUUGUGAUCGCCACGCUAAAUGCUUUGAGGAAGAAGAAGAUCCUACCACGCGAUCCUUUUUCUCUGAAAUCAUAUCUUCCAUCUCUGACGUCAAGUUUAGCCACGAUGGCCGUUACAUUCUUUCCCGCGAUUAUCUUUCGUUGAAAAUUUGGGACAUCAACAUGGAAUCAAAGCCUGUUAAAACCAUACCCAUUCACGAUCAUCUGAGAGGCAAGCUGUGUGAUCUCUAUGAAAACGAUUGCAUAUUCGACAAAUUCGAAUGUAUCUGGGGAGGAGAUGAUAAGCACGUAUUGACCGGCUCAUAUCACAAUUACUUCCGGAUAUACGAUACCGAUACGAUGAACGACGUCGUACUACAAGCUGAUAAAUCAGCCUUCAAGGCGAAGAAGAUUGGUGGGCCUCUUCCAGGAGGUAAACCUGGAAUGAAGAACGGACCUAGACCGGGUGGCUUGAGGGAUGCUAUGGCGAUGGACGCACUUGACUUUAAUAAGAAGAUUCUUCAUGCAAGCUGGCAUCCACGUGAAAACACUAUUGCUAUUGCUGCAACGAAUAAUCUGUUCUUGUACAGUGCGGCUUGA
Molecule: messenger RNA, 1347 nt
Organism: Psilocybe cubensis
Lineage: Eukaryota; Fungi; Basidiomycota; Agaricomycetes; Agaricales; Agrocybaceae
Exons: 8
Coding region: 1-1347 (448 amino acids)
Biological process (GO): peptidyl-serine dephosphorylation
Cellular component (GO): cytosol; protein phosphatase type 2A complex
Molecular function (GO): protein phosphatase regulator activity; protein binding
Source: RefSeq, a predicted model, not a curated record